AUGCACCGGAACGCGGGCAAGCGGCGGCACGUGCCCUCCGUGGGGGCACUGGGCGAGGCAUGGCAGGUGUGCACAGCUUGUUCCACACCCAUGGGGCGUCUCCCAGGUGUGAUCACUGUCCUGCACAUCCACAGGGAUACCCUGCGGGCCCUGCGCUGCCCACCCAGAGCCAGGCUGUCCCUGUCACCCACCCUGAGGUGCCGCGUGUCCCCCGCAGGCGACUCUUGGGGGAUCUUCACCUUCCUGUGCGCAGCGCUCUGCAACCUGCCGGCGCUGCCGGCACUGAACUGCUCCGAGGAGCUGGGCACCGGCCAGUCCAUCCAGCAGACCUACGACCUCACUCGCUACCUGGAGCACCAGCUCCGCACCCUCGCCGGCACCUACCUGAACUACCUGGGGCCCCCCUUCAAUGAGCCCGACUUCAAUCCCCCACGUCUGGCGCGCGCCGAGCGGGUGCCCAGCGCCACGGUGGACCUGGACUUGUGGAGGGGCCUGACGGACAACGCCCGCCUGGCCGCCAACUACCGCGCCUACAGCCGCCUGCUGUGCUACCUGCGCGUGCUGGACGGGCAGGUGGGCACGGCCGAGCUGCGCCACCGCCUCGCCCACUUCUGUGCCAGCCUCCAGGGGCUGGUGCUCAGCAUCGGCGGCGUCAUGUCCUCCCUGGGGUACCCGCUGCCCGCCGGCCCUGCCGGGCCCCCCGCCGGGCCUCCCGAGGCCCCCCCGGCCCCCAACGACUUCCUGAAGAAGAUGGACGACUUCUGGCUGCUCAAGGAGCUGCAGACCUGGCUCUGGCGCUCGGCCAAAGACUUCAACCGCCUCAAGAAGAAGGUGCCGCCCGCCGUGGUCACCCUGCGGCUGGAGGCGAGGGGGUUCUGAGCACCCUGCCCGUGCCCCCUCCCGCCUUGUGUUGGCGGGGUGCGGACGGGGCUCCUCACCCAGGUGCCCUCUCCACCACCAGUGUGCCUUGAGCAAUGGGGUUCCUGACCCCAAAGUGUCACCAAAGCCACCCCACAUCCCCUCUGUCACUGCAGUGUGCUGUAAGGGAUGGGUCUCCCGACCCCAAGUGCCACCAAAGCCACCCCACACAUCCCCUCUGUCACCACACUGUGUCUUUUAAGGGCAGGUCUCCUGAUCCCAAAGUGUCAUCGAAGCCACCCCACAGCCCCUCCCUCAUCAUACUGCGUCUUAAAGGGGCAGGGUCCCUUACCCCAAGUGCCACCACAGCCAUGCCAUGUCCCCUCUCCCCCACCAGUGUGCCUUGAGAGAUGGGUCUCCUGACUCCCAAAGAGCGACCUUACAGCCCCUCUGUCACCACACUGUGCCUUAAGGGACGGGUCCCCUGACUCCCAGGUGCGCCCCCCGGGUGUCCCCACCCUUCCAGGGUGCCCCACGCCCCCACCCCAAGAGCUCCACGUGGGUACAAGCCCCACCCACCUCGAAAAGGACCAAGCCCCUCUGAGAAUAGGAAUAAGCCCCACCCCAUCCAGCAGCAACUCCGCCCCUGGAGCAAUAGGUUCCACCCCUGGAUGGCAAUAAGCCCCGCCCACUAGUCUAUGUAGCCAACCCCGCUUCCUGUCCACAACAGGCCACGCCCUAUUUUAACCGAAGCCCCGCCUCCCAGUGACCAACAAUGCAGAGCUGGGGGCGUGGCCUGGAUCCGGGGCCGGGGCCGCUGUCCUGGUGCGUCUAUGAGUGUUUAUUUAUUGGAGAUGUUUUAUUUAUUGGGGUAUUUAUUGCAGAAGAUCUAUUCUUGUAUGAACGAAUAAAAGCCUUUCUCCA
Molecule: messenger RNA, 1782 nt
Organism: Myiozetetes cayanensis
Lineage: Eukaryota; Metazoa; Chordata; Aves; Passeriformes; Tyrannidae
Gene: CLCF1
Product: cardiotrophin like cytokine factor 1
Exons: 4
Coding region: 1-879 (292 amino acids)
Biological process (GO): negative regulation of neuron apoptotic process; ciliary neurotrophic factor-mediated signaling pathway
Molecular function (GO): ciliary neurotrophic factor receptor binding
Source: RefSeq, a predicted model, not a curated record